Spathaspora passalidarum NRRL Y-27907 is the source of this 5513-nucleotide messenger RNA. RefSeq lists its product as uncharacterized. Gene Ontology annotation, cellular component: plasma membrane. Gene Ontology annotation, molecular function: calcium-activated cation channel activity. The transcript has 2 exons. Lineage: Eukaryota; Fungi; Ascomycota; Pichiomycetes; Serinales; Debaryomycetaceae. The coding region runs from base 1 to 2550 and encodes 849 amino acids. The record is from RefSeq and is a predicted model, not a curated record.
AUGCUCGAAGAGUAUUCCGUUGCAGAUGUACUACUAAGUGAUGGACGAUAUAGACCUCCUUCCACUAGGGUUGCACGAUAUCAAAUAAUAAUUGCAUCCACAUUGGGGCUAUUUGCCCUAAUGGUAUUCUCCCUACUACGAAUCAAGUACCCCAAGAUAUAUGUGGCGAACCUCAAUCAUACAAACUUCAACUAUUUGCAUUCCAGUUCCAGACGACACCUACCUAAGAUACCAGCAAAGUCAUUAUUUGGAUGGAUACCCAUUGUAUAUAAAAUCAAUGAACUGCAAGUGCUAGAACACGCUGGAUUAGAUGCAGUAGUGUUUCUAGGGUUCUUCAAAAUGUGUAUCAAGAUCUUAACUGUGUGUUUAAUAUUUGCCAUUGUGGUGAUAUCUCCCAUCAGAUAUAAAUUCACGGGCAGAUUAGACCAAGAUUAUCCUGAUGACGAUGACGAUAAUAAUGGAACAACAAUAAAAAUGAUAAAAAGAAUAAUCCUUUUAGGCACUGAGAUUCCCACCGAAGGAGAGGGCGCGACCUACAAGGCAUAUCUUUGGACCUAUACCAUUUUCACCUACGUUUUCACACUAGUCACGGCUUAUUUCCUAUUCAGCCAAACUAACAAGAUUAUCAAUAUGAGACAAAAGUAUUUGGGUGGUCAAAAUUCAAUUACUGAUAGAACAGUAAAAGUUUCAGGAAUACCGGCAUUCCUAAGAGAUGAAGUGACAUUAACGAGACAUAUAGAAGGACUCGGAAUUGGAGAGAUAGAUUCAGUAUUAAUCGUCAGGGAAUGGCAGAAUUUAAAUAAGCUAUGCAAAUUGCGAAAUAGGGUAUUGAGAAAAUUAGAACAAUAUUGGAUUGAAUAUUUUCAUCAAAAUGGAAUAAUGAAUAAAAGUCAAAUACUUUCAGCAAGCUUUCAGCCCCAACCUACUGCUACAUUGGGAUUAGAGAAUGGGUAUCGUGAUGAAGAAGGAGGGGAAGAUGCAACACCAACCAGUUCAAAUGAAGAAGAUAGACAAUCUCAGGCGAGUACAUUGAUGGAUCAAAUAUCGGAGAUUAUUGAAGAUGCAAACCAUCCCUCUUUGGGGUUAGUAGACGAGGCAGUUUCGAGACCAAAAAUCAACAAGGGUUUAUUUGGAAUAUUUGGAGCUAAAGUAGAUGCCAUAAAUUACUAUGCCGAACAGUUAGAAGUUAUAGAUAAAGAAAUUGUCCGAGCAAGAACGAGAGAGUAUCCUGCAACUUCUACGGCAUUCUUGACCAUGAAGUCAGUUGCUCAAGCACAAAUGUUAGCGCAGGCGGUGUUGGAUCCUAAAGUCAAUCACUUGAUUACUAGUCUUGCUCCAGCUCCUCAUGAUAUCAGAUGGGAUAAUCUAUGUUUGACAAGAAAAGAAAGAAAUACUAGAAUAUUUACUGUUACUAUGGCGAUAGGUCUUGUGAGUAUUCUAAUGAUUUACCCAGUUAGAUUCUUGGCCAGUUUUUUAAACAUCAAGAGUAUUUCUAAAAUUUGGCCAUCUUUAGGAAACGCACUAAGAAAAAGCAAAUGGGCUACUACAUUGAUUACCGGUUUAUUACCUACUUAUGUAUUCACGAUAUUUAACAUCAUUAUUCCAUUCUUUUACGUUUGGAUUUCCGGCAAACAAGGAUUCACUUCUCAUAGUGAUGAAGAAUUAGCUUCAGUGGCCAAGAACUUCUUUUACAUCUUUGUCAAUUUAUUCUUGGUGUUUACCACUUUUGGUACUGCUUCAUUGAGUGACACCACUAAGAUCGCCUAUGAGUUGGCACAAUCAUUGCGAGACUUGUCAUUGUUUUACGUUGACUUUAUAAUUCUUCAAGGAUUGGGUAUAUUCCCAUUCAAGUUGCUUUUACUUGGUAACUUGAUUAGAUUUCCUAUAGAGUCACUAUUUUGGUGCAAAACUCCUCGAGAUUAUUUGGCAUUGUACAAACCACCAGUAUUCAAUUUUGGGUUACAAUUGCCACAACCGAUUUUGAUCUUCAUCAUCACAUUAGUUUAUUCCGUCAUGUCGUCAAAAAUCUUGUCUGCAGGGUUGAUAUACUUUAUAAUUGGUUAUUUUGUCAGUAAGUACCAACUAUUGUAUGCAUGUGUCCAUCCACCGCAUUCAACGGGAAAAGUAUGGCCAUUGGCAUUCAGGAGGAUCAUUUUAGGGUUACUUAUAUUUCAAUUGACUAUGGCAGGAGCCUUGGCAUUGCAAGAAGCAUUUACAUGUGCCACAUUCUUGGCUCCAUUGCCUAUUUUGACAUUGUAUUUCCUUUGGAAUUUCCAGUACCAAUAUAUCCCAUUAUCGAUGUUUAUUGCAUUGAGAGCUAUUGAAAAUCAGGAAGUGUCCCCUGAUAAUGAUCUUGAAAAUAAUGGCGGUGAUAAUAAUAAUAAAACGUUGGAUGAAAGACGAGAACUUAAUACCAAGUAUGAAUAUCCUAAUUUGGUACGAGAUUUGGAUGGUCCUUUGAUUGCCAUUGAUGGACAAGAUGUAUUGACGAUUAAUAAGGACGGGCAAACUGUUCGUAAAUUCCAAGAUUUCAGCGAGUGGUAUAGCUAGAACUAGAUUAAUACACGUAUAGUAGUUUGAUAAUUCUUUAAUGAUGUAGUAUCCUAAUGUUGAAUUCUUCUCCAAGUAGUAAUAAAUAGUCGGUGUCUGUUAAAUAAUGUGCCACAAACGAAUGAAUUAACUUUGAUCCGCAUAAUUCGGAUAGUAUAGCGAUUGCCAAUACGAACGUAAUUGUGGUGUAUUUGUAGCUCGUAACAACAUGAAUUGCUUCUAUCAAAUUGACAAAACAAAUCACAUCAAACCAGGGACGAGAAAUGAAUGUUUGAUCAUAGGGCCAAAUAAGCAUCAAUAUUGGAAAUAGCUUGAUUGAAUUAGCCAUCAUGACAGCAAUGAUCAACACUGUAUUGGAAUAUCCAAACUGAAGAUUUUUCGGCACGUUUGUGUUAAUGUUUGUGCUGCCCCACCCACAGACCCAACGAAACAAACUAAGAAUGACGAUAUUGAAAAUCAACUUUUCCACUAGCAGCUUGGAUAUAAAAUAAACGUACUGGAUCAACACUGGCUGUUCUAGUAUCGCUGUUAUUGCCAUCAGAUGAUCUGGUUUCUUUUCUUCUUUGGCCCACAUCAAGUACACCUCAAACAAAACAAUAACAAACAUAACCUUCAUCAAUUGUUUGUACUUGUUAAAAAUUCCAACCAUUCUGCCAUUGAAACGUUGCUUCAGUUGUUUGAGCAACUCAAUUUCGGUCAAAUUGAACGCUAGGUGGCGGUAUGCUUGUUUCUUCAACAAGAGUAUGUCCAAGAACAAAAUCACCAGGUCAUAUUCGAUGUAUUUGUCAGCAAUCUGUCCACAGUAGGGACACACGGUCAACUUAAUGUAUUCACUCUUGUAACGGGAGAACAAGCAUUUUAUAUCUGGAUUUCCACAUUCUAUGCAAAUCAUGGUUAUAGUUAACACGUAAAAUUUAUUCAUUAAAAAAAAAUCUAAUUAUACAAAACUAAAAUUUAAUUACACAAUUGUGCUGGGGGUGGAGCAUCAGGUAUUCUACCCAAACUAAAUUGUGGUGAUCGGAAUGCCUCAAUCACAGAAGGAUCAAGAUCUUCUAACUCUUCAGUGGAAAGAUCUGAACUAGGUAUAGUGGAAGCUGUGGUUGCUGAUCCAAAUGGAUUCUGGACAGUGCUGCCAAAUACAUUGGCAGAACUUUGUACCGAUGCCGAUUGUGCUGAUUGUCCAAACGGUGAAUUGGAUGCUCCUAUUGUAGAUGUGUUUCCAAAUCCAGAAUUUUGAGUUAUAGUUCCAAAUGGAGAUGAUGAUGAGCCAAAUACAGAUGUAGUUGUAGGUUUAAUAGUUCCGAUUGGCAGUCCACCCAGUUGUGCUGAACCAAAUGGAGAGGCAUUUUCUGGUUUUGAUUGGUUUGUAGAUCCAAAAGCAGAUGUCGGCUGAGUUAUAGAUGAUCCAAAUGCAGAUGUUGUUUGAUUUGCAGACAAUGUGCCAAAAGGAGAUGCUUGGUUAGUUGAUCCAAAAGCCAGAGGCGGGUUUGAUCCAAAUGCAGACGUGUUUGUUGUUGUUGCUGCUGUUGUUGAUUUUGGAGCAAAUGGAUUAGCAGCGGUACUUGUACCAAAUGUCGAGGUUCCUUGGCCAAUACUACCAAAAGGUGAUGAUUUAUUGUCUGAUUGUGAUGCAAAUGCCGAAAAUGCCAGUGGCUUGGAAGAACUCAGUAAACUAGAAGAUCCAAACCCCAGUGUAGUACUUGUUCCAAAUCCAGCAGAUGCUGGUUUGCUCAUGGAAGCACCACCAAAUCCGGAAUUGGCAAAUGGUGAACUAUUAGAUGUAUUGCCAAAUGAUGAACUACCAAAACCAGUACUGCCAAAUCCAGAUGCUCCUGCAUUUCCACCACCAAAGCUAGAAGUUCCAAAUCCUGACGAUGAAGCAGCUGGCUUAGAAAGCCCGGCACUGCCAAAACCAGGAUUUCCAAAUUGAGAUUGCCCACUUGAUUGAGCUGCUCCAAACCCAGGUGCUCCAAAUCCAGAACUUGUUGUUGAAGACUGGGCAAAUGGAUUACUUGCUUGUGAUCCAAACCCCCCUCCCGUACUCAGUUUGCCAAAGCUCAGUGUUCCGAAAGCAUUACCUCCUUGGUUUCCAAACAUUUCUGUCUAUAAUUUACUAGGGUUGAUUCAGUUGUUGCUGUGGUGUUGCUUACUUUUCACAUUUGAUGUCUUGUCCUGCAUACUAAAUUUCAGUUUUCAUUUCUCGCGCUACCACAUCUAAAAUCGUUGGCAAAAACUUCGAUUUACACUGAUAAAGGAAUACGUUGGUAUUUGACAUGAUGUUUCUAUAAUAUAUAUAUAUAUAAAGCUAAUACUUGAUCUCAUCUCAUUAACUUUUGACAUUCGUUGGUUAUGACACGAAUGUUUUCAUUACUUUUAGCAAACGCCUUUUUAUAAACUUCCUUCACUUGAGCAAAUACUUCAGCUUUGAUUUUAGUGCCAUUGACAAUAUCUUGAAGUGAUUUUUCAAGCUCUCUUCUCAAGAACGGUUUAGAAAGUGAUAUAUUCUCAAAUUCCAACUUAUCAAAUCCUUCAAUUAGACCCAUACCUAAUUUCGAGGGCACAAUAUACUCAUUCUUACCUACUUUCUGUUUGGCUAUGUAUCUACGAGUCAAUAUCUUUUCAAUAUGUUCAGCAAUAGUGGCGUCAGUGCCAAUUCCAUUGGCAUCCAUAAGGGCAAUUAGUUCUGAUUCGGUCAUAUGGUUAGGUGGAGCAGUCUUUCCUUCUUUCAUUUUACCACUGGAAAUCUUGAUUUGUUCUCCUUCAGUGAAACUAGGCAAUUGUUUACUACUUUCCCAUUUCUUGUAUAUGAAUACAUCCAAGUAGUUUCUUUCCAACACCAUUAGUCCACUAGCAGUGAACAAUUCAUCUCCCCAUUUUAGGGUAGCCGUAGUCAGCAUACCCACAGCAUCCUUUGAACAACAGGCAAGGAAGCGUCGUACCACAUAUUCAUAAACUUUCCUUUG